GGUAUCGUUUUUCAUAACAGAAACAUGAGGCUCGACCCAUCAGUGAAAUUAUUGGGUUCAUUCGUUCAUACCAAGACACAUCAGUCGCUCGAUCGAGCGGUCGGCAUGAUCUUGAAGCCUUCUCGAUCGUGAAUCCAGUCGCCGACCCGGAAAAGUGGGAGGGAGAUGGCGACUGCGGAGGCGAAGGCGGUGAUCCCGGAGUCCGCUCUGAAGAAGAGGAAGAGGGAGGAGCAGUGGGCUCUGGUGAAGAAACAGGACCUCGACGCCAAGAAGAAGAAGGCCAGGGAGAACCGAAAACUAAUCUUCAGUAGAGCCAAGCAGUAUGCUAAGGAGUACGAAUCCCAGGAAAAACAGCUGAUUCGUUUGAAGAGAGAGGCCAGGAUGAAGGGUGGAGUCGACUGUAGCCCUAAAGCGAUGUUUCUCUUCAUCAUCUGCAUUCGAGGGUGGGCGACACCUUUUCUCUACCCUUUUAAUAUAUAUAGUCUAUUAUGUCAUAAAUUGAUUUUCUUUGUUAUUUUGGUAAUUAACAUGUCAUUUCUCUGUUUGCAAUUGAUCCAUCAACGCCAUGCACCCAAGAACACGAAAGAUCUUGCCACUCCUUCGUCUCAGACAGAUAUUCAAUGGUGUAUUUUUGGAAGUUAACAAGGCCAUGAUGAACAUGUUGCGUCAGGUUGAACCUCAUGUUACAUAGGGAUUGGUGCAGUUGGAAGUGAUGCUCUUAAACAUUGAGUGGAUAUAGCAACCUGAUUGAAAGCUCGUGUCGACAGUCCAAGUUAGACUCGACAGUCCAAGUUAGACCCUUUUGUAGUCUCUUUUCCAACAAUGGUUAUAUACUAGAAUACAUGCUCUUAGACCUAAGUCGAAGGCCAAGACAGCAGCAAUCUGCAAGUCUACCACGGCUUUAAAUGUGAAUCAGAGAAACACGGAAUCUAGCGGCAAAGAGCCCCAGCCUACCACCCCAUUAUCCACGUCUUCCGAAGCAGCAGGUAUACAAACGCACAAGAUCUGAAUGCUGUCAUCGUCACAGAAGUGGAGCCUGUUGUUGGAGCAGUGGCAAUUCAGAAGAGCUUCAAAAGUGACGACAAAUUGCCAGUGCUCCAACAACAGGCUCCGCCAGAGGGCCGAGGUUGAUAAGAAGAAGGCACUGGCAAUUCAUUGUCACUUAACCUGAAAGAAUGCUCAGGUGGAUAAGCAGAAGAUUGAUGCAAGGAACUAAGAGCUUGAAAAGACUAUAAUGUAUCUAUAUAUCAGGUGGGGAUAGAGAGUGCAAUUCCACAAAUUGUAAAUCUUAAUCUCGUUCUUUGUACAUUGCUAUAUGCAUGCAACCAACCCUAAUUGCUGAGUAACUUUGGGGUGUGCUGCC
This is a messenger RNA of Musa acuminata AAA Group (dessert banana), 1363 nucleotides long. Its product is annotated as large ribosomal subunit protein uL30w-like. Lineage: Eukaryota; Viridiplantae; Streptophyta; Magnoliopsida; Zingiberales; Musaceae. The coding region runs from base 166 to 642 and encodes 158 amino acids. Gene Ontology annotation, molecular function: RNA binding; structural constituent of ribosome. The transcript is spliced from 6 exons. The record is from RefSeq and is a predicted model, not a curated record. Gene Ontology annotation, biological process: maturation of LSU-rRNA from tricistronic rRNA transcript (SSU-rRNA, 5.8S rRNA, LSU-rRNA). Gene Ontology annotation, cellular component: cytosolic large ribosomal subunit.